Molecule: messenger RNA, 3318 nt
Organism: Otolemur garnettii (small-eared galago)
Lineage: Eukaryota; Metazoa; Chordata; Mammalia; Primates; Galagidae
Gene: GUCY2D
Product: guanylate cyclase 2D, retinal
Exons: 18
Coding region: 1-3318 (1105 amino acids)
Biological process (GO): protein phosphorylation; receptor guanylyl cyclase signaling pathway; cGMP biosynthetic process
Molecular function (GO): protein kinase activity; guanylate cyclase activity; peptide receptor activity
Source: RefSeq, a predicted model, not a curated record
AUGACCGCCUGUGCCCGCGGUAGGCUUCGGGACCCCAGGCUCUGCGACCCCGAGCGGUGGGCUCGGUCCCUGCCCGGCCUCCGAUGGGCCCUGCCGGGGCCGUGGCGUCGGCUCGGGCUGCUGUUCCUGCUGCUCCUCCUGCCGCCCUCCGCCCUCUCCUCAAUGUUCACCGUGGGGGUGCUGGGCCCCUGGGCUUGCGAUCCUAUCUUCGCCCGGGCCCGCCCUGACCUGGCCGCCCGCCUGGCCACCGCCCGCCUGAACUCCGCCCUGGCAGGCGGGCCCCGCUUCGAGGUCGCGCUGCUGCACGAGCCGUGCCGGACGCCCGGCUCGCUGGGGGCUGUGUCCUCCGCGCUGGCCCACGUCUCGGGCCUUGUGGGUCCAGUAAACCCUGCAGCCUGCCGGCCAGCCGAGCUACUGGCCCAAGAGGCCGGUGUCGCGCUGGUGCCUUGGGGUUGCCCCGGAACUAAGGCGGCGGGCACCACAGCCCCGGCCAUGACCCCGGCGGCAGAUGCCCUCUAUGCCCUCCUUCGAGCAUUCCGCUGGGCGCGCUUGGCUCUGGUCACCGCCCCCCAGGACCUGUGGGUGGAGGCGGGACGCGCAUUGUCCUCGGCACUCAGGGCUCGGGGCCUGCCCGUCGCCGUGGUAACUUCCAUGGAGCCCUCGGACCUGUCUGGGGCCCGCGAGGCCCUGAAGAGGAUCAAGGACGGGCCCACGGUCAGAGUGGUGAUCAUGGUGAUGCACUCGGUGCUGCUGGGCGGUGAGGAACAGCGUUGCCUCCUGGAGGCCGCAGAGGAGUUGGGCAUGGCCGAUGGCUCUCUGGUCUUCCUGCCAUUCGACACUCUCCACUACGCCUUGUCCCCAGGCCCAGAGGCCUUGGUAGCGCUCUCCAACAGCUCCCAGCUUCGCAAGGCCCAUGAUGCUGUGCUCACCCUCACCCGCCACUGUCCCUCAGAGGGCAGCGUGCUGGACAGCUUGCGCAGGGCCCAAGAGCAUCGGGAGCUGUCCCCUGACCUCAAUCUGCAACAGGUCUCCCCGCUUUUUGGCACCAUCUAUGAUGCAGUCUUCUUGUUGGCAAGGGGCGUGGUGGGAGCACAGGCAGCUGUAGGUGGCAGCUGGGUGUCUGGAGCGGCCGUGGCCCAACAAGUCCGGGAUACCCAGGUCCCUGGCUUCUGUGGGGCUCUAGGUGGAGCUGAGGAGCCCUCGUUUGUGCUGCUGGACACAGAUGCAGUGGGAGACCAGCUGUUUGUCACGUACAUGUUGGACCUCAGCCAGGGCUCUUUCCGCUCUACUGGGACCCCAGUGCACUUCCCUCAUGGUGGACCAGCUCCCGGACCCGACCCCUCAUGCUGGUUCGAUCCAGAUGUCAUCUGCAAUGGAGGAGUGGAGCCGGGCCUCGUCUUUCUUGGCUUCCUCCUUGUGGUUGGGAUGGGGCUGACUGGGGCCUUCUUGGCCCAUUAUGUGAGGCACCAGCUACUUCACAUUCAAAUGGUCUCAGGCCCCAACAAGAUCAUCCUGACGGCAGAUGACAUCACCUUCCUCCACCCACAGGGAGGCAGCUCUCGAAAGGUGGUGCAAGGGAGCCGAUCGAGUCUGGCUGCCCGCAGUGUGUCAGACAUUCGCAGUGUCCCCAGCCAGCCCUCAGACAGCUCCAACAUUGGCCUCUAUGAGGGGGACAAGGUUUGGCUGAAGAAAUUUCCAGGGGAUCAGCACAUAGCUAUCCGCGCGGCAACCAAGAUGGCCUUCUCCAAGCUCCGGGAGCUGCGGCAUGAGAAUGUGGCCCUCUACGUGGGGCUCUUCCUGGCUGGGGGAGCAGAUGGUCCUGCAGCCCCUGGGGAGAACAUCCUGGCUGUGGUCUCUGAGCACUGUGCACGGGGCUCCCUCCAUGACCUCCUUGCCCAAAGAGACAUAAAAUUGGAUUGGAUGUUCAAGUCCUCCCUCCUGCUGGACCUCAUCAAGGGAAUGAGGUAUCUGCACCAUCGAGGGGUACCUCAUGGGAGGCUUAAGUCACGGAACUGCGUAGUGGACGGGAGGUUCGUGCUCAAGGUCACCGAUCACGGCCAUGGGCAACUGCUGGAAGCACAGAGGGUGCUACCGGAGCCUCCCAGCGCUGAGGACCAGCUGUGGACAGCCCCGGAGCUGCUUAGGGACCCUGCCCUGGAGCGCCGGGGAACUCUGGCCGGCGACGUCUUCAGUUUGGGCAUCAUUAUGCAGGAGGUCGUGUGCCGCAGCCCCCCCUACGCCAUGCUGGAACUGACUCCCGAGGAAGUGGUGCAGAGGUUGCAGAGCCCUCCUCCGCUGUGUCGGCCCUUGGUGUCCAUGGAUCAGGCACCCAUGGAGUGUAUUCAGCUGAUGAAACAGUGCUGGGCAGAGCAGCCAGACCUUCGGCCCUCCAUGGACCGCACCUUUUACCUGUUCAAGAGCAUCAACAAGGGCCGUAAGACCAACAUCAUCGACUCAAUGCUGCGGAUGCUGGAACAAUACUCUAGUAACCUGGAGGACCUGAUCCGGGAGCGCACAGAAGAGCUGGAGCAGGAAAAGCAGAAAACAGACCGGUUGCUCACACAGAUGCUGCCUCCAACUGUAGCAGAGGCCCUCAAGAUGGGCACACCUGUAGAGCCUGAAUACUUUGAAGAGGUGACACUGUACUUCAGUGACAUCGUGGGCUUUACCACCAUCUCAGCCAUGAGCGAACCCAUCGAAGUGGUGGAUCUGCUCAAUGACCUCUACACCCUCUUUGAUGCCAUCAUUGGUUCCCACGACGUCUACAAGGUAGAGACAAUUGGGGACGCCUAUAUGGUGGCCUCGGGACUGCCUCAGCGGAAUGGGCAGCGGCACGCGGCAGAGAUCGCCAACAUGUCGCUGGACAUCCUCAGUGCUGUGGGCUCUUUUCGUAUGCGCCAUAUGCCUGAGGUGCCAGUGCGCAUACGCAUCGGCCUACACUCGGGCCCCUGCGUGGCGGGCGUGGUGGGCCUCACCAUGCCGCGGUACUGCCUGUUUGGAGACACGGUCAAUACCGCCUCGCGCAUGGAGUCCACCGGGCUGCCUUACCGCAUCCACGUGAACUUGAGCACCGUACGGAUUCUCAACGCUCUGGCCGAGGGUUACCAGAUGGAGCUUCGAGGCCGCACGGAACUAAAGGGCAAGGGCGCCGAGGACACGUACUGGCUAGUGGGCAAACGCGGCUUCAACAAACCCAUCCCGAAACCGCCUGACCUGCAACAAGGGGCCAGCAACCAUGGCAUCAGCUUGCAGGAGAUCCCACCGGAUCGGCGCCAGAAGCUAGAGAAGGCGAGACCGGGCCAGUUCUUGGGGAAGUGA